GGCAAUCAUGAGCACAGAUGCAGAGAUGGCGGCAUUUGGCCCGGCGGCCAUCUACCUCCGAAAGCCGGAAAGGGAGAGGCUUGAAGCCCAGACCGCUCCCUUUGAUGCCAAAACAGCUUUCUUUGUGGUUGAGCCCAAAGAGAUGUACCUCAAAGGGGUUCUCCAGAGUAAAGAGGGUGGCAAAGCCACUGUCAAAACUCUGUGUAACAAAGUAAGUAAAUAUUUUAUUGAUAUACUGUAAUGCAAAUCAAAUCAAAUUGUAUUGCAGUGAUGGCUAUGCUGUUUUCUAAGCUAAAAACUGUGAUAUGAGUUAAAACCUUAAUCUAAUUUAUUCCUGUCACAGGUCCUCACUGUAAAGGAGGACGAUAUCCACCCCAUGAACCCUCCAAAGUACGAUAAAAUCGAGGACAUGGCCAUGAUGACCCACCUCAACGAGCCCACUGUUCUGUAUAACCUCAAAGAGCGUUACGCAGCAUGGAUGAUCUAUGUGAGUUUAAAGUAAAAGAUUAUCUAGCAGUAAAUACAUGAAUCAAUGAAGAGUUGAUAAAUAUUCUCCUCUGUUACAGACCUACUCUGGGCUGUUCUGCGUCACGGUGAACCCCUACAAGUGGCUCCCAGUGUACGACUCUGUGGUUGUGAAUGCUUAUAGAGGAAAAAAGAGAAUUGAGGCCCCACCCCACAUCUUCUCCAUCUCUGAUAAUGCAUAUCAAUUCAUGCUCACUGGUACACAAAUACCCAUGCUACUACAACAACAAUUUACUGUACAGAAUUAUAGAAUAACUCUGAAACUGAUUUGCACUUACCUUUCCAUUUUCAGACCAUGAGAACCAGUCAAUUCUGAUCACGUAAGUCCAAAUCAAUGACUAAAUGUGGGUAAGAAUAUUGUUGAAUAACUAACUUUACAACUAGCUCCCUGAUGGAUGUUCAGUAGCAUUGCAGUUUAGUAGAUAAAGUGCUCUUACUGAGAUUAUUGAAACAAAGAUGACCGAUAAGAGUAAAACUAAUCUGUGUAUACUCCCAGUGGAGAAUCCGGUGCAGGAAAGACUGUGAAUACCAAGCGUGUCAUCCAGUACUUUGCGACAAUCGCAGUGGCUGGAGGCAAGAAAGAACAAGCAGCAGCUGCUACUUCUGGGAAAAUAAAGGUCAGAAACAUUACUGUAGCCUUACAGAUCUAGUUUAGGGGGGUUGUAUGAAUCAAAGAUCCAGUAUGUACGCAUCUUCAAAACAUGACUAAAUGUGAUGACAUCUCUAGGGGUCGCUGGAGGAUCAAAUCAUUGCAGCUAACCCCCUACUGGAGGCCUAUGGUAAUGCAAAGACCGUGAGAAAUGACAACUCCUCACGCUUUGUAAGUAUAAAAAUGAUUUUUUGCAUUUGUGAGCUUUCUUGGUUUUGAAGGGUAAUAUACUGAUGGAUAUCUAAUGAACCUUUUAGGGUAAGUUCAUCAGAAUCCAUUUUGGAACAACUGGAAAGUUGGCCUCUGCUGAUAUUGAAACAUGUAAGUGCCUCCUGAUCAGUGUAUCUUUAUCCAAUUGUGAUUCACACAUGAAAAAGACUCCUGCUCAUACAAAAACCUACUCUACAGAUCUACUGGAGAAGUCCAGAGUAACAUUCCAGCUGUCUGCUGAGAGAAGCUACCACAUCUUCUAUCAGCUCAUGACUGGACACCAGCCACAAUUGCUGGGUGAGAGACAAAUAUAGAAAUCUGACAUGGAAUGCAUAGGGCCAACAGUACAUACAUUAUACAUACAGUAAUUGUAACUGUGCUAAAUACUGUAUGUUUUCAAACUUUUGUAUGUAUUUCAGAGGCACUUCUGAUCACCACCAACCCCUAUGACUAUCCUAUGAUAAGUCAGGGUGAAAUCGCUGUCAAGAGUAUUGAUGAUACAGAGGAGUUCAUCGCCACUGAUGUAAGUAAAACAAAUUACAACAAUGUAGGAAAAAUAUAAUUGUAUGAUCUUGAAAGCCAAGGUUUCUCUACAGAAUGUGAAAACGUCUAAAAAGCUAUUCAAAAGCAACUUGUAUCGUGUUGGUAUGCCUUCGAAAACAUGUUAACUGAUAUUGUAGCUUAUAUCUUAACAAAGCAAUAUUCCCUAAAACAUUUCCAGAGAACAUUUUAACAAUCUCUGUCAUUGUGUUACUGAAAACUGGGUAAAUAAUCCACAAAAAACAUUUAAAGAAAGCAUAAAUCAAACAUGCUUUAAUUCUCCAUAGAUGGCCAUAGACAUUUUGGGCUUCACUGCUGAGGAGAAGAUAGGCAUCUACAAGCUGACUGGUUCUGUGAUGCAUCAUGGGGCAAUGAAGUUCAAGCAGAAGCAGCGUGAGGAGCAGGCAGAGCCUGAUGGCACUGAGGGUAACUAUCAGAAUGCAACCUUUUUUAUUUAUAUAAUUUCUCAAUGGGCAACUAGCCUACCUUGUCUCUUGCAAUAUCAACUGUAAUGUACUUUGAAAUGGUCAAGGUUAAUUAUCAAGUUUCUUCCAGCCUACUUUAUACAGCUUAAUUUACAGGUUUAAGCAAUGUACCAACAAAAUAUAGCCUAAUGUUUAACGUGCAUGUUACAUUUUCUCUCCCAACCAGAGGCUGAUAAAAUAUCCUACCUCAUGGGCCUGAACUCUGCUGACUUGCUCAAAGCUCUGUGCUACCCCAGAGUGAAGGUCGGGAAUGAGAUGGUGACCAAGGGGCAGACUGUGCCACAGGUAGAAUCUUUUAGACUAUUUUCAAUUGUAGUAGAUUUGCAAAAGGUAAAAUGAAUGUGAAUAUUAUUAUUACCUUUUUUCUAUAGGUGAACAAUUCAACUAUGGCCCUCUGUAAAUCUGUCUAUGAGAAAAUGUUCUUGUGGAUGGUCGUCCGUAUCAAUGAGAUGUUGGACACAAAGCAGGCUAGACAAUUCUUCAUUGGUGUUUUGGACAUUGCUGGAUUUGAGAUCUUUGAUGUGAGUAUUUGUAUAUCUUAAAUUCAGCACGUUGCUGUUCAGCUCAUCCUUCUGCUUAAACAAAUUACAAUAACCAAGAGUAGACAUUAUGCUUGUACAAUAUAUGCUGAUGAAAAUAUGAACUAGCAGUCAUGUUGGGUAACUCUUGACUUUCAAUGUUUCUGUAUUUGAACAUUAGUACAACAGCUUGGAGCAACUUUGUAUCAACUUCACCAAUGAGAAACUGCAACAGUUUUUCAACCACCACAUGUUUGUACUGGAGCAAGAGGAGUACAAGAAAGAGGGAAUUGAAUGGGAGUUCAUUGACUUUGGUAUGGACUUGGCUGCCUGCAUUGAGCUUAUUGAGAAGGUAGGUGAGAUCUUAAAAAAGCAGACAAUACAAUAACAGACAUGUCUGCUUAUCAGUUUAAUAUUUCACAUCGUCUUGUCACCAACAGCCAAUGGGCAUCUUCUCCAUCCUUGAAGAGGAGUGCAUGUUCCCCAAGGCUUCAGACACUACCUUCAAGAACAAGCUGUAUGACCAGCAUCUUGGUAAAAACAAAGCUUUUGAGAAGCCUAAACCUGGAAAAGGCAAGGCUGAGGCCCACUUUGCCCUGGUGCACUAUGCUGGCACUGUGGAAUACAGUGUCACAGGCUGGCUGGACAAGAACAAGGACCCCCUGAACGACUCUGUUGUGCAGCUCUACCAGAAGUCCUCAGUCAAACUGUUGGCUUUGCUGUAUGUAGGAGCAGCAGCUUCACAAGCAGACGGUACAUCCCAUAGUAUCCUGAAUUUCUCAUACUACAGGAGGAGACUAUAUCUACCCCUUCCCUUGUUAUAUAGUUUAUGGUUAUAAAGCAUUGCGUUUGAAGUGGUCAUUUGAGUUAAAUAGCAUUAGUAUUACUGGAAAUGUCAGUAUACUAGAUUUAUAUAUGAUUAUAUACAUAUUCAAUACAGUAUUCUUUAGAUUGACCCACUGUAUAUAAUGUACAUGAGUCAAUAUUCGUUUUCAGGCAGUGACAAUAUGUACAAAUGUAAUUGGGAUGAGAAAAUAACUGGCCUAACACAUUUGUAAACAGAUGCUGCAAAAGGAGGCGGAGGCAAGAAGAAGAAGGGUGGUUCCUUCCAGACUGUGUCGGCUCUGUUCAGGGUAUCUACAUUCGUAUUAUCCUUUAUUAUGAUGUAAUAAGGUGUAACGUGGGGGGCUAAUAGGUAGCUAUCAUUGGUAUUUCGUUUUUUGGGUUAUGAUAAGGUAAAACAGUUGUAUAUCAUCUCUAUUCAUAAUUAAUAUUCUUCCAAAUCCAUGGGUAUAUUUUAUUAAUUGAAAUGACUGGACAUCUUACAGAAUGUGGCUUUAAUCAAAGGUGUCAAACACAACUUUGUUUAUUACAGAAUCUCAUUCCCAAUUUACACAUUUUCCAAUCCCACAGGAGAAUUUGGGCAAGCUGAUGACCAACUUGAGGAGCACCCAUCCUCACUUUGUGCGAUGUUUGAUUCCGAAUGAAUCAAAGACACCAGGUGUGUACUGUGAGAUUAACAAUACAACAGACAUCUUUAAUGCCAAGCAUAAAUAAUCUUCUUUAAAAUAAGCAUGUAAAAUCCCUAGAUGUUUUAGUAUAUGUCAAGGAGUUUAAUACAAUGUUUUCCCUAUGGUUAAGGUCUGAUGGAGAACUUCCUGGUCAUCCACCAGCUGAGGUGUAAUGGUGUACUGGAAGGCAUCAGAAUCUGCAGAAAGGGCUUCCCCAGCAGAAUCCAAUAUGGUGACUUCAAGCAGAGGUAAUUAAUGUUCAGUGAGGGAAAAUGCCAAAAAGAUUUUAAAGUACUUCUUUCACAGGCAUGAUCACAUCACAUACUAAUGUAUUUUGUAUUGUAUAUAUAUAUUUUAUCCCCCUUAAUCAUCAUGUCAGAUACAAAGUAUUGAAUGCAAGUGUCAUCCCUGAUGGACAAUUUAUUGACAACAAGAAGGCUUCAGAGAAGCUCCUGGGAUCAAUAGAUGUGGACAAGAGUCAGUACAAGUUUGGGCACACCAAGGUAGAGCAAUAGACUGCAGCAUCACUUUUCCCACAAAAACCACAAACAUUGAGCUUAAUUGAAAAUAAUUGUAGCUCUGUAUCUUCUAUAAAUAUAAUGAAGAUCAAUAUUCCUGUAGGUGUUCUUCAAAGCUGGUCUGUUGGGUACUCUGGAGGAGAUGCGAGAUGAGAAACUGGUUACUCUGGUGACCAUGACUCAGGCUCUCUGCAGAGGCUACGUCAUGAGGAAAGAGUUUGUCAAGAUGAUGGCGAGACGGUAGCUACACUAUUUUACAGAACAGUGUUUUUUAACCCUGGUCCUGGGGACUCAAAGGGGUGCACAUUUUAGUUUUUGCCCUAGUACUACACACCUGAUUCCACUUAUCAAAUGUUUGAUGAUGAGUUAAUUAAUGCAAUCAGGUGUGAAGUGCUAGGGUAAAAAACAAAAUGUGCACCCCUUGGGGUCCCCAGGACCAGGAUUCAGAAACACUGUUAUAGAGUACGUUAUAUUGAGCCAGUGAAGAGAAUCCCCCCAAAACUAUUUGUUUUAAUGUUUAUUAUUAACAGAGAAGCAAUUUACUCCAUCCAAUACAACAUCCGCUCUUUUAUGAAUGUCAAACACUGGCCAUGGAUGAAGCUGUACUUCAAGAUCAAGCCUCUUUUAAAAUCAGCAGAAAC
Coregonus sp. 'balchen' is the source of this 5597-nucleotide messenger RNA. The record is from the annotation of a GenBank genome assembly. Lineage: Eukaryota; Metazoa; Chordata; Actinopteri; Salmoniformes; Salmonidae.